CUUCUUUUGCCGUACUAUACUCCUCUGGAACUGGUCUAUGCGGCUUUCACUGACGAAGCUAAGUAUUAUUGCUCUCGGGGUAUCGACAUUAUGCGAGGCAAGGAUCAGGAGACCAAAAAGCAGUUGGAAGUUGUCCUGCGAGCCGUUGAAUUAGAUGGAAAAGUGGAUAAAUUGUACGCAAACAGCCAGCUCCAAAUUGAGGGUCGACCGCACUGCUGGCACAAAGUGUUAUUUAAAAUUGUUGAGGAACGAGUGCAACAACGGGUGGAGGCCUUCCAGAUAGAAGACAGAAAGUUAAACAAAAACUGGGUCACAAGGAAUUUGGAAAUAUGUCGUCUGUACAUAGUGGAAGACCUGUACGCAGCUAAACACUUUCUACGUAUUUUCCCUAAAGAGCAUCAACUUUACAAUAAUUUCGUGAUCACCGAAAUUGCGAGAGGCGAGUUGAACAAACGUGAAUUGGUGCAGCUUCUCAGUUGGAUUAGGCUCUAUCCGUAG
Messenger RNA from Gongylonema pulchrum, 498 nucleotides. The record is from the annotation of a GenBank genome assembly. NCBI's taxonomy places the organism in Eukaryota, Metazoa, Nematoda, Chromadorea, Rhabditida, Gongylonematidae.